Molecule: messenger RNA, 2592 nt
Organism: Australozyma saopauloensis
Lineage: Eukaryota; Fungi; Ascomycota; Pichiomycetes; Serinales; Metschnikowiaceae
Gene: ECM21
Product: Ecm21p
Exons: 1
Coding region: 1-2592 (863 amino acids)
Biological process (GO): ubiquitin-dependent endocytosis
Cellular component (GO): cytoplasm; plasma membrane; cytosol
Molecular function (GO): protein-macromolecule adaptor activity; ubiquitin protein ligase binding
Source: RefSeq, a predicted model, not a curated record
AUGGGUAGUUUUUCACUAUAUAAGCUCAAAGAUAGCUUUAUGCGUAGACUGUCAGAGCCACUGCUGUCUCUGAUACUGCCGACGGGCCAGUUCCUGUCGACACCCGUAGAAAGACGAAAUUCCAAUGCUGCGAUCUUUUCCGUUGACUCAGUUAACUCCGGCAGUUUGAGUGCGGUCAUGAGACGGGCUGAGCUGGUAGAUCGGAUGCUGAGCCGACUGAGGUCGCGCAGCGUAUCGAAGAAAGAAGCGAAGAAACUUAUACGACAGGAAACAUCAUAUGUCAUUCUCCGAAAACUCAUGCAUAUUCUAGAGGACUCGGGGGUCCACAUGCCGAUAUCCUUGGAUACCACCGUGACUGGAACCUCAGCCUCGUCCUCUCUAAAAGUCCACAUUGCCAACUCCAGCGACUGCGUGUAUUUGCCGGCGGCACGUUCUAAUGUAUCCAUUUUGGAUGAAGGCGAGCCGGAGCCGGACGAGAAUCUGUCUGCCGACCUCCAAGAUACGGAGACAAUUGUACCGGAGGGCGGCUCGGGAGCCAAUUUGCAAGAAAGAAGUAGAGAUUUUGCCUCCUCGAACUAUCUUAUCAGUGAUAUUGAUGCAGAAUCCCUGAUCCCUCAUCUAUUCGCUGUGAUUAUAGAGGUGGAAAAUGAGAACUUGCAGUUGGGCUCCGUACGCGUGGAGCUUCUGUCCCAAGUUGAAACUGAGUGGACUGACCAAGCCAACGGCAGCAUUUUCCCACAGAGAGAGAUCUACAGCAUUGCCUCGCAUACAUGGAAUUUGAACCUUGACGAGGCAGACUACUUCAUCAGCAAUGUCAAUUCGAACGACCGCAGCGAUAAACGUACAACAUCUGAAGACCUAGCUAAGCGCAACGUGUUCUAUCGCUUGAACGAACCGUUGGAUCUUAGAAAUGGCCCAGAGAUUGCCCCAAACUCUGUUGUUCAUGAUCAUAAAGCUGGUCUUUAUCUUUUUUUACUUCCCAUAAUUCUUCCCAGCAACAUACCCGCCACCGUUAGAUCGAUUCAUGGCUCACUUAAACAUCAAUUAUCAAUUGAAACACCAAUUGAAAAUCCUCACCUGUUGCGCAAAGGUGCAGCCAAAGCCACCUACGAAUUGCCAAUGGUGAGAACUCCACCUUCGCUUGCAAAUUCUAUUUCUGAUAAACCCAUUCAUAUCAGCAGAGUGUGGAACGACGCUUUGCAUUACACCAUCACUUUCCCUCGCAAAUAUAUUUCUUUGGGAUCAGAGCAUAUCAUUAAUGUCAAACUUAUUCCGAUGGCGAAAAACGUUGUAUUGAAACGAGUCAAAUUCAAUAUCUUGGAGCGCACAACAUAUUUGUCACUGGACUCUAGAGAAGCCUACGAGUAUGACGGUGAAUCCAAUUGUGUAUCCAAGAUGAGAGGAUUGAAGCCAAAAGAUAGAGUGAUUCCCUUGUGUGAAUUGAGAACCAAGGAGAAGAAACCAAACUAUACAAUUGCGGAACCUUUUAAAUCAGAGGUCAUUAAGUGUAAAGACAACAAUUUACUCAAUGCGUGUUACGAAACAAGUUCCAAAUCUCAAGAUUCGGAUGAAGUCUUCAUUUCUUCACCUGUUGACGUCAAUGUCGCUUUGCCCUUCCUCACUUCCACUGCGGAUAAGGUGCUAUUGACUUCUUCUUCUGAUUUGGAAAGAUCAAGAUCGAUUGAUAUGACUUCACGGAAUAAUUCUGUUUCGAAGGCUGACUUAGACUUGAACCCGGAUGUUAUCUCCUCUCCUGUAAUAGGGUCUUUGGAGACUCAAGUGAUUCAUCAAGGAAGCCCAACUGCUACCUCGAAGAGAAGCAACAUUAAGGUUAAUUCAUCCUCUUUUGCCUCCGCGACGGAUAUCAACAUCAGCGAGGGCUCAACGGUGGCUUCAAAGGCACUUUCUCCCGACUCCAAUUUUAAGCAUAUUCAAAUUAGUCAUCGUUUGCAAGUGGCAUUUAGGGUUUCUAAGCCUGACAUGAAAGACCGUGGUAGGAUUCAUCACUACGAGAUUGUCGUCGAUACCCCUCUUGUUUUGCUCAGUUCAAAAUGCAAUGAAGCGUCGGUGCAGUUGCCACAUUACGAGGCCCAAAGUGCGGCUUUGGAAACAAUGCCAAUGGCAGACAGAGAUGUUAGCUUCCGCAUCCCUCAGUAUAACAACAACGGAGUUUCCAUUCGACAAUUGAGUUUCGAGGACGAAGAGCGUCUUCCUUCAUUUGAAGAGGCCGUGUCAGGCACACCUUCACCACGUCGCAAGCUUUCGGUUUCAUCAGACAACCAAGUUCCCUCUUUCAAUCUUGAUACGUUUAAGGAUCCAGCGCCUGCUUACAACUCAAGGGCACCAUCGUAUAGGGCAAGACCAUCGCUUUCACCAUUGUCCUAUGAUAGAGUAGGUGCAAACGAGCGGGCAAUGCACUCUAGGCAGCAGUCCUCGACUUCCAGCUCUGACCUGUCCAGCUUUGAAUUAUCUGGGAUGAGUCGUGGCGGGACGCUGUCUAGCCUAGAAUCCUUGCUGGAGCAACCUGUGAACAAGGUGAGCAUUGACACCGCUCUUUGUGAGAAUUUCCAAGGAAUGAAUUGCCAUACUUAG